This is a messenger RNA of Sorghum bicolor (sorghum), 2100 nucleotides long. RefSeq names its product trans-cinnamate 4-monooxygenase. Lineage: Eukaryota; Viridiplantae; Streptophyta; Magnoliopsida; Poales; Poaceae. The transcript has 3 exons. Gene Ontology annotation, biological process: lignin metabolic process. The record is from RefSeq and is a predicted model, not a curated record. Bases 351 to 1868 code for a protein of 505 amino acids. Gene Ontology annotation, molecular function: heme binding; iron ion binding; trans-cinnamate 4-monooxygenase activity.
AAAAAAGAGCACCGGCACUCACUGCCGUCGAGGCCCAACCGUGGACUCACCAGUCACCAACGCCGGCACCCGGCAUCCCACUCCCACAGUCCCACUCCCACCAAACCCUCUCUGGCUCUACAGUCCUCCACUACGGCCCUACGCCCCUACUACCUACCACAUCGCCGUCAACUUUAACGCCAACUCCCCAUUACCGCCGGUUCUCUAUAUAUGCGCACGUACAUGUCCGUUGGGCUCUCCAGGAAGGCAGGAACAACCGCCCACUUUUUCAUCGGUUCCGGGGGAAGACCAAAGAUCACACACACACACAAAAACCAGUGAGCCCGCCCUCCAUCUCCGCCCCCGUCGCCAUGGACCUUCUCUUCGUGGAGAAGCUCCUGGUCGGCCUCUUCGCGUCCGUCGUGGUCGCCAUCGCGGUGUCCAAGAUGCGUGGCCGCAAGCUCCGGCUGCCUCCCGGCCCCGUCCCCGUGCCCAUCUUCGGCAACUGGCUGCAGGUCGGCGACGACCUCAACCACCGCAACCUGGCCGCGCUGGCCCGAAAAUUCGGCGACAUCUUCCUCCUCCGGAUGGGGCAGCGCAACCUGGUGGUGGUGUCCUCGCCGCCGCUGGCGCGGGAGGUGCUCCACACGCAGGGCGUGGAGUUCGGCUCCCGCACCCGCAACGUGGUGUUCGACAUCUUCACGGGGGAAGGGCAGGACAUGGUGUUCACCGUGUACGGCGACCACUGGCGCAAGAUGCGGCGCAUCAUGACCGUGCCUUUCUUCACCAACAAGGUGGUGCAGCAGUACCGGCACGGCUGGGAGGCCGAGGCGGCCGCCGUCGUCGACGACGUGCGCGCCGACCCGGCGGCGGCCACCGAGGGCGUCGUGCUCCGCCGCCGCCUGCAGCUCAUGAUGUACAACAACAUGUACCGCAUCAUGUUCGACCGGCGCUUCGAGAGCAUGGACGACCCGCUCUUCCUCCGCCUCAGGGCGCUCAACGGCGAGCGCAGCCGCCUCGCGCAGAGCUUCGAGUACAACUACGGCGACUUCAUCCCCAUCCUCCGCCCCUUCCUCCGCGGCUACCUCAGGAUCUGCAAGGAGGUCAAGGAGACACGCCUCAAGCUCUUCAAGGACUUCUUCCUCGAGGAGAGGAAGAAGCUGGCGAGCACCAAGGCCGUCGACAGCAACGGGCUCAAGUGCGCCAUUGAUCACAUCCUGGAGGCACAGCAGAAGGGUGAGAUAAACGAGGACAAUGUGCUCUACAUCGUCGAGAACAUUAACGUUGCAGCGAUCGAGACAACACUGUGGUCGAUCGAGUGGGCGAUCGCGGAGCUGGUGAACCACCCGGAGAUCCAGCAGAAGCUGCGGCAGGAGCUGGACACGGUGCUGGCGCCAGGCCAGCAGAUCACGGAGCCGGACACGCACAACCUCCCCUACCUGCAGGCGGUGAUCAAGGAGACGCUGCGGCUGCGGAUGGCCAUCCCGCUGCUGGUGCCGCACAUGAACCUCCACGACGCCAAGCUCGGCGGCUACGACAUCCCCGCCGAGAGCAAGAUCCUCGUCAACGCCUGGUACCUCGCCAACAACCCCGAGAGCUGGAAGCGGCCCGAGGAGUUCCGGCCCGAGCGCUUCCUGGAGGAGGAGAAGCACGUGGAGGCCAACGGCAACGACUUCAGGUACCUGCCCUUCGGCGUCGGCCGCAGGAGCUGCCCCGGCAUCAUCCUCGCGCUGCCCAUCCUCGGCAUCACCAUCGGCCGCCUCGUCCAGAACUUCGAGCUGCUACCGCCGCCCGGGCAGGACAAGCUCGACACCACCGAGAAGGGAGGCCAGUUCAGUCUCCACAUCUUGAAGCAUUCCAACAUCGUGUGCAAGCCAAGAACGUUCUAAUUAGAGCAGCACACACGAUCCAUUGCAUUUUCAUGUACUAUAUACUCCUUUUUAUUAUGUUCUUCGGGCUUAAUUAAGUAUUGUUACCUAUCCUAUGUAGCCAGUAGGAGUACUAGAAAAAAAAACUCUGGAUAAGGAUAAUAAUGUUAUUUGCAACAGAGGGGAUGGAAGGGGAAAUCUGAUAAUUAUUCAGUGAAACGUUCAGUUCGUGAAAACGGGCUCGCAAAGUUAA